Messenger RNA from Cordyceps fumosorosea ARSEF 2679, 1965 nucleotides. Its product is annotated as siderochrome-iron transporter MirC. The coding region runs from base 1 to 1965 and encodes 654 amino acids. Gene Ontology annotation, molecular function: siderophore-iron transmembrane transporter activity. The transcript has 5 exons. The record is from RefSeq and is a predicted model, not a curated record. Lineage: Eukaryota; Fungi; Ascomycota; Sordariomycetes; Hypocreales; Cordycipitaceae. Gene Ontology annotation, biological process: siderophore transmembrane transport.
AUGAAUUACGCGAGCCUGCAGAUGGUGCCUUUUGCCUCGCCGGCACCUCUCGCGGCAGGCCCAGCUCUUGACCAGGCCCCUCUAGCUGAGCGCCGCCGACGGCCGCGACCAAAGAAGCAGAAGAAGCAGAAGCCAGCCCGUCGGCCAAAUGAGGCAGAUGUUAUCGCACCGGUUCCUUCCACCGCUCGGAUCAGUGCCGCACGAUCAUACGAUGAUGAAUACGACGACGAUGACGAUAGCAUGGACGAAUUCGAUAAAGAUCCAGAAAUGCACGACAAACACCCACCACAACAACCAGUGCAGCAGAGUCCAUCCACGGGCGUUCAGAAAAUCGAGCACGUCACCCGCUCGUGGACGCCAACCACUAUCAUCGUCGCCUGGACUGGCAUGAUGCUGCUCGCCAUCGUCCUCAGCCUCGACAGCCUUACCGUGCCCUCAUACCAGCCCUACGCGCUGUCCUCGUUUAAUGCACACUCGAUGCUCCCCGCUCUCACCACCCUCCAGAGCAUUCUGAGCGCGACCACAAAGCCCGUCAUGGCCAAGAUUGCCGACGUGUCGGGCCGCUCCGAAGCCCUCACCGUGUCACUCGUCGCCAUCGCUCUCGGCUUCGUCAUCAAUGCUACCUCGCACAGUCUCGGCACCAUGGCAGCCGGACAGGCGUUUUACGCCAUCGGCCAGGUAGGCAUCGUGUUCCUGCAGCAGAUCGUCGCGGCGGACACGACGACUCUGGCCAACAGGGCGCUCUUCUCGGCGCUGCUGUACUCGCCGCCUAUCGUGACAGCCUGGGUCGCAGGGCCGAUGGUGGAGGCGCUGGUGCCGGCGAAUUGGCGUUGGGGAUAUGGCAUGUGGGCGAUUGUAGUACCGAUCGUGUCGAUCCCGCUGCUCGCGUCAAUCUGGCGAAUCCAAAGAACAAGAGCCAAGACACCCCGGAGCAGUCCAAUAGAUGGAUUCAUUUCCAAGUGGGCGCAGGCCGAUAUCCCCGGCCUCGCCUUGUUCGUCGCUGGCCUGGUGCUUCUCCUCCUCCCCAUGACCCUCACUGUUCGCUUCCACAACGGUUGGAGCUCGGCCCCGAUCCUUGCCAUGAUCAUCGCCGGCACCGUGAGCUUCACCGGCUUCGUCCUAUACGAUAUAUACGUCGCCAUCUACCCGAUCUUGCCCCUGCACCUCGCGAAGAGCAGGACAGUUGCGGCCGGCUGCUUGACUGAGGCACUGCUCUUCCUAAGCUACUACCUCUGGCAGCCGUACUUGUACUCAUUUCUUGUCGUCGUCAACGACUUUUCGCCAGCGGCUGCCACCAAUGUCGGGAUGGCAGCGCCGGUUGUUUCCGCCGCGGUGGUCGGCCUCGCGGCGGCUGUCGUGGUCAAGUGCUCGGGCCACUGCAAGUGGGUGGUUGUCGGCGGCACCCUCGUCAAACUCGUCGGCAGCGGACUCAUGAUUCGGUUUUCCAACAGGCAGGCCUCGCUUACCCAGAUUGUCAUUACUCAAAUUAUUGCCGGGGCCGGCUCCGGCGUGGUUAGCAUCGUUUCGCAGACUGCCGUUCAGUCCGUCGCUAGUCAUGACGAUGUUGCCAACGUGACGACACUCUACGAAGCCGCUCGAGCAAUUGGGGGUGCCAUCGGAACUGCAAUCUCGGGCUCCAUCUGGACAAGACUGCUGCUGUCUAAGCUGGAGGCGCAUCUCCCAGAGGCGUCCAAGUCCAGUGCCGUAGCCAUACAAGACUCGCUCACCGUCGCUACUUCCUUUGCCGUGGGCAGUCCUGAGCGACUCGCCAUUAAUAAAAGCUACACCGAAGUUAUGCAUAUUCUGCUCGUCACAUCCAUCGCCUUUGUGGCGGCUUCGUUCUUGGUGUCUCUGGCCAUUGAAAACUUGAAUCUGAAAAAAGUCGAUCAAGAUGGCGCUCAGAGGGGCGUCAUUGGUCGAGUCAAUUUCAGGGACUGGUAUAGGCGAAAGGUUUCCGGCAAAUGA